CCUCCCUUUGUGCUCGUGUUCUCUACUUGCUCUCCCAGACUUUCCAUAGACACUAUCCUACCAAUGCUUCGGCCUUCAUGAUUGGGUCUCCCGCCAAGCGAGUCUCCGUCCAGGUCCGGACCCUGGCCGACAGUUAUCUCUAUAUUAUCUGGUCUCGGCCUCGUCGUUACUCGACUAAGUACAUCGUUCCUGACGAUAUCCGCCCCACCAAGCGUCGCGAGUUCCACGACUAUUUCGUCACUCAUCUACCCUCGUCCUCACUACACCCGGAUCCCCGGGGUCCAUUGGCCCCCUUCCAUAAACUACCUCGUUCAGCUUCGGUCCCGCAUACUGGCGAGAUCUCCCAUUCUCCUGCCGCAUUCCAGCCCCUUGUCGACCGGGACACCACUGUUGUUCGCAUCCCACUGCGGAGCGCCAAACACCACUUCGGUGCACACAGCUCCCGAGGCACACGACCCUACAAUGAAGAUGCCUACCAGGCUGGCGUCAUCGAUAUACCCGCCUUUGCGAAACGUCCACCGGCUUCUUUGACGAUCAAGAAGACUGGCACUAUCCCUGUCCCCAGAGAGAGCCGCGGGGCUGACAGCGCGAGCGGGGAUCCGCAGGUCUUCUAUUUCGGUGUCUUUGACGGUCAUGGUGGAACGGAGUGCAGUACUUUCCUGAAGGACUGGCUUCAUGAGUAUAUUCAAGAUACCGCGGCCGCGUUUGAACUGCAAUCGAGUCUCCAACAAGGCUCAAGCGGCCAGUUCCCGCGGGGCGCGGAACCCUCAUCCGGAGCGCUGCCCAUAGUACAGGGCGGUAACUCUAAACGUAUCGGAGAAUUAGAAAGGAUCUUAGUGCAGAACUGGAAGACUUUGGUUGGCGGCUAUUUCAAGAGAUUUGUUCCACCUCACUUUACACAUGCCGGAAAGCAGAACUCGACGACCGAUGUGGAUUCUGGCAUGGGAGUCACCAUUGAGGAGAUCUUGGAGUAUGCCUUUCUCCGGACCGAUUUGGAGUUUGUCUCGGCGCAAGCGGCCAAGAGAGACGAUGAGUUUACAAAGGUCGGUCAGCCAAUGCACCAAGAUGAUAUCUUGUAUGGCCCAGGCCGCUCCCGAUCGUUGAACAUUGGCGGGGUCAAUCGCUUCAAGGGGGGCAGCACGGCCAGUGUUGCGCUCAUCUCAACUCCGACGCCCGCUCCGUUUUGGCACCCCAAUGCUCCAUCUAGCCUGCUUGUCUCGCAUGUUGGGGAUACUCGGAUCCUCUUAUGUUCCACUUUGACAGGCCAAGCCAUCCCGGUCACGUCCAACCAUCACCCCUCGUCGCCUAUUGAAGCUUCCCGAUUACGACGGUAUGCUACCACGUUCGUGACAGACUCGUUCGGAGAAGAGCGGAUGAGCGGACUUGCCAACACUCGAUCUUUUGGGGACGUCCAGUCCAAGCGCAUCGGUGUCUCGGCAGAGCCAGAGAUCCGUCGCAUUGAGAUGGGGCCAGCCGAGUACUCGUUCUUGGUGCUCAUGUCGGACGGAAUCAGCGGCACGCUCCUAGACCAAGAGGUCGUCGACAUCGUCAAGGAAGCGAAGACCCCUGAUCAGGGUGCUUCCGAUGUGGUCAAAUUUGCGACCGAGGUGACUCGUGAAGGAGACAAUGCCACCUGCCUGGUAGUCCGAUUGGGCGGGUGGGAGCGGCGACUGGAGGGAGGACUGGGCAGCUUGGGGACGAAAGAGUCUCGAGAGUGGCGUCGGCAAGAAGCGACAGAUCCGCGCAGGUCACGGAGAUGAUAAUGAAGAUUUCUAAACAUUUGAUAGAGAAUAUGCCUGUUUGUAUAUAGCUUAAUUUCUUCUGCUGCUGCUCGUUUGGUUCGUGCUGCUUGAGAGAGCUUUGCAUAGUUUACGUCUGUACAUACGCAGUCCUUGACAACUAAUUUCUUUUGUUUUUCUCCGCACG
Messenger RNA from Aspergillus welwitschiae, 1926 nucleotides. RefSeq names its product type 2C protein phosphatase PTC6 (gene ptcA). Gene Ontology annotation, biological process: protein dephosphorylation. The record is from RefSeq and is a predicted model, not a curated record. Gene Ontology annotation, molecular function: protein serine/threonine phosphatase activity; cation binding. The transcript is spliced from 2 exons. Bases 78 to 1760 code for a protein of 560 amino acids. Lineage: Eukaryota; Fungi; Ascomycota; Eurotiomycetes; Eurotiales; Aspergillaceae.